AUGCAUGGAUCGUUCCUGCCAGUCUUUACGGUGGGCUUGGCCACCAGAACUAUGCCCAUAACCUCUAGUACAGGCGGCGAGGAGUCGUGCAUAGACGGCAAUGGAAGGCACGGCUCUCGAAGGGUGGUUCAGGAAGCCCACGGGUUUUUCCCCUCCUAUUCGCCGAUAGGAGCCCUGGUAAUGUCGCUAUUCGGUAGCUAUAAAGCCCGCAUCACCAAGGCCGCCAAAGCACUUCGCAAGGAGAUCACCGAAGUCAACGAGGCCAUACUUGAACCGUUGGACCCUACCACGGAGGCAGGUAAGGAUCCUCAGUUCAUUCUUAGUCGUAAAAGUUUAUUGUUUUUGAAAGUUUUUUUUCUUGAUCGUGCUGCCGCGCAUUUGCGUGCCCAGAGUGAGAAGGCCGAAGAGUUUGCCCGUCAACAUCCUGACGAGCAGGGCGAAUUCCCCUACCUCCAACAGAUUCAGAGCCACUGGGACGCUAGUGAACUGGAUCAACUUUUGGAGGAGGCCGAUAUUCUCCGUCUACGUCUCGAUGUUGUGAUCAAACUCUUGCCGAGCUCAGAGGCCUUGUAUUCUUUUCAUGCUUCGACUGUUCCUCCCUCUUUUUCAUCUGUUACUUUUUCACCGCACCCGGCCCAAGACCCUAGUUCGACCGAUCAGCAGCCCGCGCAGGAUGUGAGAGCGGAAAUCCGGAGCCACUCUUCAUCCCACGACCAGGAUCGUCCAUCAGGACCUGACGCUGCCGCGCCAGCUGAUACCCUACUACCAUCUUCCCUGGAACAGUCGCUGAAGCUACCAGCCUUUGAGAUUCCCACCUUCCAUGGCGAGAUCGACAGCUUCUUCGAGUUCUGGGACCUUUUUUCAACGGCCGUGCACAAUAACACCAACGUGCCAGUGCCAGUCAAGUUUAUGUACUUGAAGUCCCACGUGCGAGGACCUGCUGCGAAUAUCAUCGCCGGCUUUCAAUCUACGGCAGAGAAUUAUGAUCAGGCAGUACGAAUCCUGACGAAUACUUAUGGUCGACCGGAAAUCCUCCGCAAUAAGCUCUGGGACAAGCUGAUGCAUCUUCCGUCAGCUUCGGAGUCGCCGUUGUCACAACGCGCGACACUGUGUGCUAUCAGAGCCACAUGGACCCAGCUGCAACAUCUGAAAGAGGACUCCAGUGCGAUUGGCACGAUUAAGAUCAUUCGUGCGAAAUUCCCCCGGCGUACACGCGAGAGAAUCGGUGAAUUCAAGAACAAGGGAGACCCGAUGUGGACAGUCGAUGACUUGCUCAACACGCUGGAUACCAUCAUUGAUAGACUCGAAAAGUAG
Molecule: messenger RNA, 1314 nt
Organism: Cylicocyclus nassatus
Lineage: Eukaryota; Metazoa; Nematoda; Chromadorea; Rhabditida; Strongylidae
Source: the annotation of a GenBank genome assembly